Saccostrea echinata is the source of this 444-nucleotide messenger RNA. RefSeq lists its product as uncharacterized. The transcript has 3 exons. The record is from RefSeq and is a predicted model, not a curated record. Bases 20 to 394 code for a protein of 124 amino acids. Lineage: Eukaryota; Metazoa; Mollusca; Bivalvia; Ostreida; Ostreidae.
CUUCAAGGAGGUCUGAGAAAUGAACCAAGUUAGUUUCAGCUUCUCUGUGCUCUUUGUGCCGUUACUUUUCUGGCACACUGAUGGUGCAUGUAGGUACCGGUUUAACAGGAUUCGAUACGACAAAGAUAAGCAGCAUGUAACGUUUUACUGUUCGUACCGCGGAUAUAAUUGGUCAAAUGGACGGAUACUGUUCCCUGAAGUAUGCGAAGAGUGCGAAUGUAAAGGUUACAUGCUGUCAUGCUGCCACGUUGGUACGGCUGCAAAUUCCGGGGAAUAUGAGGGCUGUACCAAGGUGACCCGAAAAUGUGAAGUCCGAUACUACAAGAUUGAGAAUGGACAGAAGUUAGACUGCUUCUCAGACCUACCGUUUGAUGAGAACUUCUGGCUUAAGUAAAAAUAAUGUUGAUGUUCUCUUGUAUUCUAAUGAACUUUUACAAUUUUGAA